Messenger RNA from Sphenostylis stenocarpa, 2142 nucleotides. NCBI's taxonomy places the organism in Eukaryota, Viridiplantae, Streptophyta, Magnoliopsida, Fabales, Fabaceae. The record is from the annotation of a GenBank genome assembly.
AUGGCUUCUGCGUCAGGGUGUCCACCAUUUGAAUUUUCCAGCAAGUACUAUCAUGUGCCUGAAAGUGGAGGUGUGUGCGUGAGGCAGACCAGUUUCUUUGAAGGCAAACCAGUGCUGAAUCAGGGAGUUGGUUACUCUGUCAUUCUUGGUUUUGGUGCUUUCUUUGCUGUCUUCACCUCUUUCUUGGUGUGGCUAGAGAAGCGUUAUGUUGGGUCACGUCACACGUCUGAAUGGUUCAAUACAGCAGGCAGAAGUGUUAAGACAGGGCUUAUUGCUAGUGUUAUUGUGUCUCAGUGGACAUGGGCUGCUACAAUACUGCAAAGCUCCAAUGUUGCAUGGAAAUAUGGAGUUAGUGGACCUUUCUGGUAUGCUAGUGGGGCCACCAUCCAGGUAUUGUUGUUUGGAAUCAUGGCAAUAGAGAUUAAAAGAAAGGCUCCUCAUGCUCAUACUGUGUGUGAAAUUGUCAAGGCCCGUUGGGGAACUUCAGCACACGUUGUUUUUCUCUUUUUCUGCUUCUUGACGAACAUAAUUGUGACAGCUAUGUUGCUCCUUGGUGGUUCUGCGGUUGUGAAUGCAUUAACUGGAGUGAACCUUUAUGCCGCUAGCUUUCUAAUACCACUUGGAGUAAUUGUCUAUACACUAGCGGGUGGACUGAAGGCCACAUUCUUAGCAAGCUAUAUACAUUCUGUCAUAGUGCACAUUGUUUUGUUGAUUUUUGUCUACCUUGUCUACACGGCUAGCAGUGAGCUUGGUAGCCCUUCUGUGGUGUACAAUCGCCUCCAAGAGGUUGCAAGAAAAUCAAGAGCAUGUCAGGAACCUAUAUCACACCAAGGGCAAUCUUGUGGUCCUGUCGGUGGGAAUCACCAAGGUUCUUACCUAACAAUGCUGAGUUCUGGUGGCUUAGUGUUUGGGAUCAUAAACAUUGUUGGCAACUUUGGCACUGUGUUUGUUGACAAUGGAUACUGGGUGAGUGCCAUCGCAGCAAGACCUUCAUCAACUCAUAAAGGCUACUUGUUGGGAGGCUUGGUAUGGUUUGCUGUUCCAUUUUCAUUGGCUACAUCUUUGGGUCUAGGAGCCCUGGCCCUUGAUUUACCAAUAACUGAAAGUGAAGCAGGUCGUGGACUUGUUCCCCCUGCUACAGCAGUAGCUUUGAUGGGGAAAGGAGGAUCUAUUCUUCUUCUUACCAUGCUUUUUAUGGCAGUGACUUCUGCUGGUUCAUCAGAACUAAUUGCGGUGUCAUCACUAUGCACAUAUGAUAUCUACCGAACUUACAUAAAUCCUAAUGCAAGUGGAAAGCAAAUCCUCAAAGUGUCAAGGAGCAUUGUCCUAGGCUUCGGGUGUUUCAUGGGGUUGCUUGCAGUCCUACUGAACAAGGCUGGAGUUUCUUUAGGAUGGAUGUACCUUGCAAUGGGAGUUCUGAUUGGCUCAGCAGUUCUUCCUAUUGCUUUUAUGCUUCUAUGGAGAAAAGCAAAUGCAAUUGGAGCCAUCCUUGGGACAGUCAUAGGUUGUGUUUUAGGAAUUAUCACAUGGUUGUCUGUUGCAAAAAUACAAUAUGGCCGGGUAAACCUCGAUACCACUGGCAGAAAUGCGCCAAUGCUAGCUGGAAACCUUGUCUCUAUACUAACUGGAGGAGUUGUUCAUGCUAUCUGCAGCAUGUUAUGGCCUCAGAACUAUGACUGGAGUACCACCAAGCAAAUCACGGUGGUUGAAAAGGAAAAGACUGACCUGCCAGCUGAAGAGUUUAAAGAAGAAAAACUAAUCACAGCUAAAGCAUGGGUGGUGAAGUGGGGUGUAGGUUUCACUGUUUUGAUAGUCAUACUUUGGCCUGUUCUCUCCCUUGCAGCAGGUGAGUUUAGUAAGGGCUACUUCUUUUUCUGGGCAGUGAUUGCUAUAGCAUGGGGUACUGUUGGGUCUGCUGUGAUAAUUGUUUUACCACUAAUGGAGAGCAGGGAAACCAUCCAGAUAGUGAGUAUGGGCAUGUUUACAAAUGACAGGCUCAUGGAAAAGGUGGAGGAGUUAAAUUUCAAGUUGCAGACAAUCAUGCAAGCAAUACCAGAAGCAGAGAGACUUUACUUGCUUGAGAAGGGGAAGGCCAAAAAGUCAGAAGCAUCGGAUCAACAGGCUUGUCCUCUUCCAGCAUAA